UGAGGACGUAGUCAAUGCUUCGCUUGCGUCAAGCGUUGCUGUACAUACUUGUUUGUUAAAUAGUUUAGUCUGCAGCGCGCCGUCCAGUCGAUCGGUCGUGUUUGUGUGCAAUAGUAAAAUUUAGUAAUAUUUGUUAAUAUAUCUAGUUGCAUUCCUAAUUUAUUCUAGUGUUUAAUAAUAGUUUAAUAGUCAUAAUAAUUGACAUUUUAUAAACUGUGAACGUGGUAAAACUGCUUCGAGUGAUAAAACGGAGUGAAUAAAUAUUGUAUGCGACGGUUAGAAAUGAGUGGUUUGACCAUCAGAGUAAAAAGAGGAUCGAGGGGCAGUGCUACACUUUUGGAAGCAGCCAACAGAAUUCUAAAACUCCUUGGUGUCAGUUCAUCGAAACGCGGGAAACAGUCCUCGCCAAAAGCGAAGUCUAACGGCCGAGCUGCCAGUGAGGUACGGGCACCCAUAGCCACAGCAGAGUCAUUGGUGGAAUCACCCAAGAUGCAAGCUUCUCAGGCCGCUGCUACUCCUGUUUUGGCUCCGCAAUCUACACACGGUUCCAGCCAAUCUCACAGACAUACGAAGAGAACAGCUAAAGACUACAUAUUCGGCAAAUUAAUCGGGGAAGGCUGCUACAGCACAGUAUUUUUGGCGAAAGAUAUUCACACAGGAAAAGAAUAUGCAAUUAAGGUUUGCGAAAAAAGUCACAUUGUGCGUCAUCAAAAAGUUCAAUACAUUAAAAGAGAGAAAGACGCCUUGAAUUUGCUGUUCCAUGUGCCUCAUGGUUUCGUAAAGCUAUAUUGCACUUUCCAAGAUGAAGAAAGGCUAUAUUUUGUUUUGUCCUAUGCGAAAAAUGGAGAACUACUACAUUAUAUAAACAAAGUUGGCUCGUUUGAGUUAAACGUGGCUAGAUUCUACGCUGCUGAAUUAUUAUUAGCUUUAGAAAAGAUGCAUGCUGAAGGGAUUAUACAUCGUGAUCUAAAACCUGAAAAUAUUUUACUAGACGAAAGUAUGCAUCUUCAAAUAGCUGAUUUUGGUACAGUUAAAAUUCUCAAUCCUAAAGAUAUUCGACCAACACACGACAAAGAAAAUGAGGACUCAAAGGAAAAAUGCGAUGAUCAGUCAAAUGAACGCUCAAGAAAGAUUAGUUUUGUUGGAACUGCACAAUACGUAAGCCCAGAUCUAUUGCAGAAUCGAAUCGAUACACGUGCCUCGGAUCUGUGGGCUUUAGGCUGUAUUAUAUACCAGAUGAUUUCAGGACUCCCACCAUUUAGGGCUUCAACAGAAUUUUUGACAUUUCAAAAGAUAUUAAAAAUGGAUUACGAAUUUCCUGAAGGGUUUCCGGCUGACGCAAAGGAUUUAGUUGAAAAGCUUUUAGUUCUCGAUCACUCAAAACGUCUUGGAGCCACUGAUAUUGGAAACACAUAUGAAAGUAUACGCACACACCCCUUCUUUGAAGGUAUCGAUUGGGAUGACGUAUGGAACCAAACACCACCAACUAUAUGCCCUUAUUUACCUGGCGGAUCAUUUGAAGAAGAGUACACUGUACCAGACCACUUAGAACCAGGUUUAGGCAAAGAUCAAUUAGUCCGAUUGUGGGAGAUUGACCUUUCGACAUCAAGAGGUAUCCUAAAUAUAAGUUCAGAAGAGAGAAGACGACGCUUGGAUGUACAAGCACGAGAAAAUAAAUGGCACCAGUUUGUAGAUGGGGAGUUGAUUUUAAAGCAAGGUUUGGUGGAGAAGAGGAAAGGUCUUUUUGCAAGACGGCGGAUGCUUUUAUUGACAACGGGGCCACGAUUAUUCUACGUAGAUCCUGUUAAUAUGGUUUUGAAGGGUGAAAUUCCAUGGUCGCCAGAUCUACGAGUUGAGGCCAAGAAUUUCAGAAUAUUUUUACUACACACACCAAACCGCACAUACUACUUAGAAGACCCCGAGUCGUACGCCCUAGAAUGGAGUAGAGUUAUUGACGAGGUGCGUAUAGGCACAUACGGCCGUGACACAACUUAAGAGCGCAGUCAGUGCGCUGCCUCGAGUCGCAUUAGGGCCGGGCUGCACGGCGAGUGCAUACUUUAGGAUAGAUCUAGCCUUCAUCAGAGUCUGACUGGCCUGUGCCCUGAGAGCGGAAACCGAAGUUUGCAACGGCCACGACAAAGAAGCGCCGCUAAGCGGGCGGCACAUGUUCCUAAACGCUUCCGAACGAGGAAGAGAACGCGAGAAUGCAACCGAAUAGUGUCAAGGCAAUUGACUGAUUCCUAACAAUCCUGACUCAUAAAUCAUAAUAGGUCUUUAAUUAAAUAGCAGGAGUGAUCUGUAAAUAUUUGUCGCAAUUGUUUAGAUUUAAUGUUAUGGGCCUCGGGCCUCGAGUAAGAUUGGACUUGUUAAUCGCCACCUGAGUGUUCACAUAGACCAUUCCUGUUGGUAUCUAGAUAAUUUUGUAGCUAAAUUAAUAUUUAUUUAUUUAUUGCCAACGGAAUGUGACUGUUGUACAGUUUAUUUAUAAAUAGGAAAUUGGUUGAUUUCUGUAGGGUACACCUGUAAACGACUAUUCUUGUUAGCUUUAAGUUGUUUUCUAAUGGCAGUGGUAUAUUAAAGAAAGAAAUCGACCAAAUGAAUGAUGGAUAGCUUCUAAGAAGUAAUGAAACUGGGCAAAAGUUGUGAGACUGAUUCAAUUAUAUCUAGUUUGUCUCUGCUUUUGUCUGGUUUAUUUUGAACUCUCCAAUAUUCUUGUUGAGAGUGUUAGGCAUAUUAUGCAGUUAAUGAAAAUUUCACAUGUAUACUGAUUGAGCCAUUAAAGGCACUAAAUUAACAUGACUUAUGCUGAUUAUAAUUUAUUAAAAUUAUUUAUAGUAGAAUGAUAAAUUAGAAUUGAGUUUAAUUGGAUAUUAAGUUUAAUGUCAUGGCUUAUCCUAUGUAGACUUAAGUAUAUAAUGCUUAUGAUUUCCUAAAACAAUAAGAACUUAUGCCUAAACUUGCCUGAGCUUGUGAGGAGGUUCUUUAUUUUGGAUUAGAUCCAUUUCAAAUUAGCAAAAUAUAGAGAAUUCUUUUUAGUCUGUUGUGGCACUUUCAAGAAGUCUCUGACUGUAAAAUUAAAUAAAUGCAAAUAAACUGUAACCAAACCCAUCGGAAAGAUGCAAACCAAAUGAAACUAGUACCAUUUAUAUAAUGAUUAGUAAAACUAGUAUUGUCAUUCGAUUAAACAAAUAUCAUGUAACAAACUUGUAAUGGAUCAUUUUAAUCUUUAAGUAAUUUACAAGUCUUGCUUAAAAAAAAUUGUAAUAAAAUAACAACACUUAAAACCAGAAUUAAUUUAAGUUCAUAUAUCUUAAUACAGCUGCAGCAUUUAGAAUUGGUAUUUUAGUUCAAUAUUGGUGAAAAAUCAACAUAUGACAUUACAACUGACUUGCAUUUAAAUAUUGAUUGCAGAUUCAACUUGUUUAUGUAAACUGUACCUAUUAAUUCCAAGGAGCAAAAUAAAUAAAGUUGAUUUUGAAAUAAG
Molecule: messenger RNA, 3484 nt
Organism: Pieris brassicae (large cabbage white)
Lineage: Eukaryota; Metazoa; Arthropoda; Insecta; Lepidoptera; Pieridae
Gene: Pdk1
Product: 3-phosphoinositide-dependent protein kinase 1
Exons: 5
Coding region: 268-1995 (575 amino acids)
Biological process (GO): intracellular signal transduction; peptidyl-serine phosphorylation
Molecular function (GO): ATP binding; protein serine/threonine kinase activity
Source: RefSeq, a predicted model, not a curated record